GCUAAUUAUGCUCUUUGUUCGUCUGCACAAUCUCUUCUGUUCGUUCCUAAAGUCAACUGCUCUACACUUGGGGAUCGGGCCUUUGCUCAUGCUGCACCAGUUUUAUGGAACUCGCUGCCAUUAACUAUAAGAACAAGUAGUAGCCUCGCCAUUUUUAAAAAGCAAAUUAAAACAUUUCUUUCUAACAAAGCUUUUAAUUUGUUGGAAUAGUUCUAAUGUUUAAUUUUAAUUUAGUUUGGAAUUUUCGAAUUUCAUUUUUUUUUAGAUUUUACCAUAGCAUAACAUAUUAUUGUUAUUAUUAUAGCUUGCAGGGAUUUUUAAAUUUUUAUUUAUUAUUUAUUCAUUAAUUUUAACUUAAUGUAAAGCGCUUUUGAAUGUUCUUCUAUAGUUUUAGCGCAAUACAAAUCCAUUAUCAUUAGCAUUAUAGAUCAUUAACCGAUUAGAGAGAUCUAUUUAAUAGUGUUAUUGAAAGUCCUGACAAAGCAGAUUAUUUGAAUUUGAGUACAAUUGAACCUAGGUUUAAUAAUACAAAGCAAACUGGUGUUUCUUUUCAGAAAGCUUCGUCAAAAGGUUUCUCAAUAUUUCACUGUAAUAUUCGUAGCUUGCCUAAAAUUUAACUCUUCUUAAUGAUCUAUUACUAACGGUAAAGGAAUUGCCUAGUAUUAUAGCAGUCACUGAAGCCAAAUUAGUCGAAAACAAUCCCUACAAUAUAUCCAUACAAGGAUAUAAUUUUGUAAACAAGGUUUCAAAAACAAAACUGGAGGAGCUGGGUUGUACGUAGAAGAUAAAUUAUAAUUUACUAGAAGGUCAGACUUAGAUGUAAUAUUAGAGGUCCUUGAAACUUGUUUAAUAGAACUACAUAGAGCGAAGUUUAAAAACGUCUUUAUUGGAUGUGUUUACAGGCACUCUUCUAAUGACCGGGAAAAGUUUCACGAAGUAUUAAGACAGAAACUAGAAUAUCUAAACAUUAAAGGCUACGAGAUUUACAUUAUAGGUGAUAUAAAUAUCAACUUUUUCAACUACAACAAUGAUGAACAAACUUCUGAAUUUCUUCACAUGCUUUUAGAUCUUGGGUACUUGCCAAUUAUCACUAAGGCUAAUAGAAUUACAGACUACAGCGCAGCCCUCAUUGAUCGCAGUUACAUAAACUUCCCC
Porites evermanni is the source of this 1155-nucleotide messenger RNA. The record is from the annotation of a GenBank genome assembly. Lineage: Eukaryota; Metazoa; Cnidaria; Anthozoa; Scleractinia; Poritidae.